Seriola dumerili (greater amberjack) is the source of this 2708-nucleotide messenger RNA. Its product is annotated as long-chain-fatty-acid--CoA ligase ACSBG2-like. The transcript has 15 exons. The record is from RefSeq and is a predicted model, not a curated record. Gene Ontology annotation, molecular function: long-chain fatty acid-CoA ligase activity. NCBI's taxonomy places the organism in Eukaryota, Metazoa, Chordata, Actinopteri, Carangiformes, Carangidae. The coding region runs from base 96 to 2375 and encodes 759 amino acids. Gene Ontology annotation, cellular component: endoplasmic reticulum; membrane.
GUCGAGUAACUGCGACGAGCAAAGGUUGAUCCAGGCCUGUCCUGAACCUGACUGCUCCUGCCAUUCAGCGCUGUCCCUGCACAAGCAAACGCAAGAUGAGCGGCCAAGAAGAUUCACGUGUGAGCAACGAUGUUGCGGUCAUGGAUGAUAAUACUGAGAGCAUCCCUUCCCAAAAAGCACAGACUCUGCCAGAGUCCACCAACUUAAAGACCCACUCCACUCCCAUCGCUAACGGAGAAGCCACGGCAGCUGAGCUCAGUGCAACAUCAGCUUCGGCGAUCCAGGAGACUCAUCCUUCCAGGAAGCCUGAGGCACCGACCGAAGCUCCCAAGUCUCCUGAGCUGGAGGAAGCUGUUGAAGGACUUUCACUAGAAGAGCCCAAGGCAGUUCCACUGUCCACGGCGAAUGUGGCAACGACUCUGGCCCCAGCUGACCGGCUAUGGAGCACCAGCAGAGACGAGGCAGUCAGGCUGAGGAUGGAGGGUUCGGGCAAGGCCUCGGAGACUCCCAUGACCAUCCAUCAGAUGUUCCUGCAGACGGUGGACAGCUACGGGGAUACUCCUGCCUUAGUUUCCAAGAAAGAGGGCCAGUGGGAGACCCUGACGUGGAGGCAAUACUACGAGCAGUGCCGGGCAGCUGCUAAAAGUUUUCUCAAGUUGGGGCUGGAGCGUUACCAUGGUGUGGGGAUUUUAGGAUUCAACUCCCCUGAGUGGUUCAUCUCAGACAUCGGCUGCAUCUUGGCUGGGGGUCUGGCAACCGGCAUUUACACGACCAACUCACCCGAGGCUUGUCAGUAUGUGGCUGCCAACUGCGAGGCCAACAUCCUGGUUGUGGAGAACCAGAAACAGCUUGACAAAAUCCUGCAAGUUAAAGAUCAGCUACCUCAUCUGAAAGCCAUUGUCCAGUAUAAAGGCGAGCUGCAGCAGAAAGCACCAUUCUUGUAUACAUGGGCAGAGUUCAUGAAGCUGGGAGAGGACGUGCCCAACGAGCAGCUGGAUGCCAUGAUCAACAGUCUCCGGGCCAACGAGUGCUGUACUCUCAUCUAUACCUCUGGAACCACUGGAAACCCUAAAGGAGUCAUGCUGAGCCAUGACAAUCUGACAUGGACAGCACAUACGGCAGCUAGCUUGGUGGAUUAUACCUUCGCUUCGGAGGCGGUGAUCAGUUACUUACCGCUCAGCCACGUGGCAGCCCAGAUGUUUGACAUGUGGAUUGCUAUGACUUUUGCUGCCACCAUCUACUUUGCAGAGCCAGACGCCCUCAAGGGUUCCUUAGCAACAACAAUGAGAGAGGUACGCCCGACUUAUUUCCUGGGGGUCCCUCGAGUGUGGGAGAAGAUACAGGAGAAGAUGAGAGCGAUUGGUGCCAAGGCAUCCCCAAUGAGGAAGAGGGUGGCCGACUGGGCCAAGUCCAUAGGCCUGCAGUACAACUACAGUGCCAUGAACGGAGAGAAUCUGGUGCCGUGGGGUUUCAUGCUGGCUAACAAUCUGGUCUUCAAGAAGGUGCGUGCUGCGCUGGGCUUAGACCGCUGCAAGAUCUGCUUCACAGGCGCCGCCCCCAUCACCAAAGAAACUCUGGACUACUUCAUGAGCCUGAACAUGCCGCUGAUGGAGCUAUACGGCAUGAGCGAAAGCUCCGGCCCACACACCGUCUCGGUUAACAGCAGCUACCAGAUGUCAAGCUGUGGGAAGGUGAUGCCAGGCUGCAAGACAAAGCUGGAGAACCCAGACAAGGAAGGGAACGGAGAGAUCUGUUUCUGGGGUCGGAACGUCUUCAUGGGCUACCUGAACAUGCCUGACAAAACAACAGAGGCUCUUGACCAGGACGGCUGGCUGCACUCUGGAGACCUGGGAAGAAACGACCAGCAGGAGUUCCUGUACAUCACAGGAAGGAUCAAGGAGCUGAUCAUUACCGCCGGUGGAGAGAACAUCCCUCCUGUGCCCAUCGAGGAUGCACUGAAGGCCGAGGUGCCAAUCAUCAGCAACUCCAUGCUGCUCGGAGACAAGCUCAAGUUCCUCUCCAUGCUACUGACCCUCAAAUGCGUCGUCGACGACAACGGUGACCCCACGGAUGAGCUGAGCCCUGAGGCUUUGGACUUCUGCCAGCAGCACGGCGUCACAGCCACCAAGGUGUCAGAGAUUAUAGCCAAUAAGGAGCCAGCUAUUUACAACGCCAUUCAGGAGGGCGUUGAGCGUGUCAACGCCAAAGCAACAUCCAACGCCCAGAAGGUGCAGAAGUGGGUCGUAGUGGAGCGAGACUUCUCUGUCGGUGGAGGAGAACUGGGACCCACCAUGAAACUGAGGAGGCCCAUUGUUGUGAAGAUGUACCAGGAGAAAAUAAACGAAAUGUAUGGAGUGGCCACAGACAAACAGUAGACUGUAAUGCACAGAGAUCAGAUAAUACUGAAGAGAGACAGUCACGAGAAACAUGUGGCAUGUUUAUGAACAUUGUGUUGUGCCCAGACGUAUGAACCUCUUUUUACCUGAAUGUUAAAAGUGCACAAGAGGUUUAUAAUUUAAGGGGGGAAAGUCUUGAUUCUGAUUGUGUUGUAUUUAAUGAAAUAGAGGGUUGUGCUGCUACGUUUUAAUAUGUCGAGUUUUCCAGAAGCUGUCUUGUCUGUUUCUGUUCCAAAUUGAUAUUUAAGCUGUUUAAUGUAUAUACAGUUUCACUGCAACUGUGCACUUUUUGUAAAUAAAACAUCCAAAUCA